Messenger RNA from Wyeomyia smithii (pitcher-plant mosquito), 622 nucleotides. Its product is annotated as endocuticle structural glycoprotein ABD-4-like. Lineage: Eukaryota; Metazoa; Arthropoda; Insecta; Diptera; Culicidae. The transcript is spliced from 2 exons. Gene Ontology annotation, molecular function: structural constituent of chitin-based larval cuticle. Gene Ontology annotation, cellular component: chitin-based extracellular matrix. Bases 65 to 514 code for a protein of 149 amino acids. The record is from RefSeq and is a predicted model, not a curated record.
AACAGAAGACGAACAGAAUUAGAUUGUACAACUCUCCUUCAAGAUUUGCAAACAUUAAGAAACCAUGAAUAAGCAAUUGGCACUAUGGCUGAUGGCAGCUACAUGUGCUCUGGCUGCACCACAGCGAAAAAAUGGAAUUUCUGCCUCGAACGGCGGACCGGAAAGCACUGCCACCAUAGUCAGACAGGACCAGCUGCUUAACCCGGAUGGAUCGUACAGCUUCGCAUAUGAAACAAGCAACGGGAUCAAAGCAUCGGAAAGUAGCUCUGACGGGGCUAGCGCAACUGGAGAAUUUUCUUACACCGCCCCCGAAGGAGACAAAAUACAGCUCGCCUAUGUGGCUGACCAGGGCGGAUUCCAGCCGCAGGGAGCUCAUCUUCCGGUGGAGCCUCCCCCACCGGAACACGUCCUCAAGGGGCUGGAAAUCAUCCUAGCCAACCCGCCGAAGGAUCCAGAUUUUAAUGCGGCUUUCCUAGAGGCCACCAUAGCCAGACUUAAGGCUCUGCAGGGCUGAGAAGCAGCUUCAAAAAGAUUCGCCGUCUGGCCGUUCUUCGGCUUCGUUCGUUUUUACUUUGUUCAAUUUCGUUGCACAACUUCCUCAGAGCAAAUAAAGCAAAUUGCA